Messenger RNA from Peronospora matthiolae, 444 nucleotides. The record is from the annotation of a GenBank genome assembly. Lineage: Eukaryota; Oomycota; Peronosporomycetes; Peronosporales; Peronosporaceae.
AUGAAAAAUGGGUGUAUCAGCUGGAGAAGCAAGAAACAGCGUACAGUGGCUCUUUCGUCUACGGAAGCCGAGUACAUGGCGUUGACAGAAGCCACACAAGAAGCAGUAUGGCUCAAGGCAUUUUUGUGUGAGAUUGGUGAAAUGAAGAACGACGAAGCAGUCAAGAUCUAUAAAGAUGACCAAGGCUCCAUUGCGUUGGCCAAGAACCCCGAGUCCCAUAAAAAAAACGAAGCAUAUCUAUAUCCGGUAUCACUUCGUGUGCGAGAAGGUUGCAGACGGCCAAGUGUUGCUACAGUACUGCGCUACGAAGAACAUGAAAGCAGACCUCAUGACAAAGCCGAUCCCCGCUGCGCAGUUCGAAUAUCUUCGGGGCAUGCUGGGGAUCAAGACACCAAGGUCUGCCGAGUCGAGUGGGAGUGUUGUAAAAGAUACUCGUCGGCAUGA